AUGUUUGCCUAUUUCACGGGGAGUAUUUUUUUAGCUAUUUUCGUUACCGUUCUUGCAACAGACACAGUAAAUACAGACAUAGUUAAUAAUAAUGUAGACCGGGCGAUUGACAUUACUUCACAGCUCGUUAAAACCACUUAUAAAGUAACAAUGGAAAAUACUGGUAAAUCACCAGUAAAAACAUUUCAUUUUGCUAUGGAAAAAGACCUAAAGCCGAGCAUUUCCUUUAUUAGCUGCCAUUCGUUAGAGGGAAAAAAGAAUUUAAAAAUAUUAUUCACUAAUGUACAAGGACAUGAAGAUAAGCUAUUGUGGAAGGUGGAAUUAAAUAAUAAUCUUCAACCUGGAAAAUCGACUACUGUUGAAAUCGAAACCGUACUUACUCAUAAUUUAAAACCUUAUCCUGCAGCCAUAACUCAAAAAGAAAAACAAUUAUUGUUGUAUACCGGAAAUGCUUACUUCUACAGCCCUUAUAAAACACUUAAACAAGUUACAACUGUUAUGCUUGGAACAAAAAAUGUAGAAAAUUAUUCUAAAAUUAAACCUACCAGCCUUAGUGAUACCAAUGUAGUUUAUGGACCUUACAGUAAUGUAGAACCCUUUUCUAUUGAAAAAAUGGUUGUUCACUAUGAAAAUAAUUCUCCAUUUGUUACUGUCACAAAUUUGGAAAGAGUCAUUGAAGUAUCUCAUUGGGGAAAUAUUGCUAUUGAAGAAACUAUAAGUAUGGAACAUAAAGGAGCAUUGUUAAAAAAUUCAUUUUCAAGAUAUGAUUAUCAGAGAGAAUCGCAGUCAGGUUUAUCAAGUGUUAAAUCAUUUAAAACCAUUUUACCUGCAUCAGCAACAGAUGCUUACUAUAGAGAUGAAAUUGGAAACAUUUCAACUUCACACAUGAGAAUUCUUCCAGAUUCAGUAGAACUUGAUCUACGACCAAGAUUUCCAUUAUUCGGUGGAUGGAAAACGAAAUACACAUUGGGCUACAAUGUACCCAGUUAUGAAUACCUGUACAAUUCUGGAAAUCAAUAUUUAUUGAAGCUAAGAAUACUUGAUCACAUAUUCGAUGAUAUGGUAGUUGAAAAUUUAAUAACCAAAAUAAUUUUACCAGAAGGAACGACAAAUGUUAAAUUGAAAACUCCUUAUCAAGUUCAAAGGUUGCCUGAUGAAUUGCAUUUUACAUAUUUAGAUACAUCUGGCAGGAAAGUUAUUAUAUUGAAAAAAGAUAACCUUUUACACAUUCCCAAAAGUUUUGAUGCUUCAGGAGCCGCUUUUAGCCAUAGCUGCAUUUUAUAUAAUGUUUCUAUUGGUAAUAAUUUAUGUACGACUAGAUUUUUCAAUUACCAAACAUGA
Molecule: messenger RNA, 1341 nt
Organism: Pediculus humanus corporis (human body louse)
Lineage: Eukaryota; Metazoa; Arthropoda; Insecta; Psocodea; Pediculidae
Product: Dolichyl-diphosphooligosaccharide--protein glycosyltransferase 67 kDa subunit precursor, putative
Exons: 2
Coding region: 1-1341 (446 amino acids)
Cellular component (GO): oligosaccharyltransferase complex; membrane
Source: RefSeq, a predicted model, not a curated record